Amyelois transitella is the source of this 1133-nucleotide messenger RNA. RefSeq lists its product as uncharacterized. The transcript has a single exon. The coding region runs from base 47 to 1003 and encodes 318 amino acids. The record is from RefSeq and is a predicted model, not a curated record. Lineage: Eukaryota; Metazoa; Arthropoda; Insecta; Lepidoptera; Pyralidae. Gene Ontology annotation, biological process: DNA integration. Gene Ontology annotation, molecular function: nucleic acid binding.
GUGUGUACGUUGCUGUCGCAUAUCAGGUAGAACAGUUAGUCCUAUAAUGGGCAAUUUACCACAGCAGCGUCUCCUUCCAGGCGGUUACCCCUUUCAGUGCACUGGUGUGGACUAUGCUGGUCCCAUCAUGGCUGCUAGUCGGCAAGGUCGCGGAUGUAAGCUGAUAAAAGUGUACAUUGCAAUUUUUGUGUGUUUCACCACUAAAGCUAUCCAUUUGGAGGUGGUGAGUGACUUAACGAGUAAUAAGUAUUUACUAGCAUUAUUUCGAUUUAUUUCGCGACGGGGAAAGCCCGAUGAUAUUUAUUCCGAUAACGGUACCUCAUUCGUAGGGGCCUGCAAUGAACUUUCGAAGUUUCUUAAAACUAAUUGUGAUUCCUUGAGCGAACAAUUAGCUAAUGAUGGUAUCAAAUUCCAUUUUAUCCCUGCGUAUAGCCCUCAUUACGGCGGUCUUUGGGAAGCGGGUGUUAAGUCAACAAAAUUCCACCUUAGGCGAGUGUUGGGAAAUUGUAACCUUACGUUUGAAGAGCUUAACACCACGUUAGUCCAGAUUGAGGCAAUAUUAAAUUCACGUCCACUGACGCCUCUGUCUUCCGAUCCAGCAGAUUGCACCCCAUUGACUCCAGGACAUUUUUUGAUAGGCCGGCCUCUUACUUCACUUCCACGGCAUGAUAUCAAGGACCAUUCCACUGCUUCAUUAUCACGUUUCCAACGAAUAGAGCAGUUACGCCAGCAUUUUUGGGCUCGUUGGAGUAAGGAGUUCGUAUCUGAGUUGCAGCACAGAACCAAGUGGCAAAAGGGCAACGAUACACUGAAGCUGGGUGCAUUGGUCGUCGUAAAGGAAGAUCAUCUACCUCCUCUCAAAUGGCGAUUGGGAAGAGUCAUUGCCGUCCAUCCUGGAUCAGAUGGAAUUGUUCGAGUGGCAGACAUCACCACAUCUGUUGGAGUCAUACGAAGAGCUUUUAAUAGGAUUUGCCCACUACCCGUCGACGCAGAGUUUGGUUGAAAGAAAGGCUUUCAACGCCCGGGGGCAUGUUUGCGCCAAUUAAUUAUCUGUGCGCAAUUUCCAUUGUAAAAAAAAGAAGAAAAAUCUUCCCGCCUUUUUUUGAACGUUUUUCCGAAUACACAUCUUUUUA